AUGCCAUCGCCACACAGUGUCUUUGACGAUCCCGAUGUUGCUCCUCAAUACCAGCCCCUUGAGGAAUGGAACUUCACCAACUUCCUGCCCAUCGUUCCACAGCGCCUCUACUUGACUCUAUCAAUAUCUGGGCCAUUCCGUUCCUCAUCUGGCUCCGCGUGGCUUACACGCCCGAAUCCAACCCAUGGACUGUCUGUGCCAUCAUCUAGUGCACUCAUCGUGCCGGCACGCUUUAUGCGCCCGUUCAUUGUGGCGCUGGCCUCGCUGAACUCCAAUUCGGUGCGGUCCAGGACCUUCUCGGCUGCGCUCUACAACAUGUCCGUCCAGGUCGGGGGCAUCGUCGGCUCAAAUGUCUAUAAAACCGAGGACGCACCGCUGUACAAGACGGGCGACACGGCGCUGUUCGGCGUCCUGGGCUACGAUUUUCUGCUCAUCUCUGCCUGUAUAUGGUAUUACAAGUCUAGGAACUGUGGCCGCGAUUGCUUGUGGGAUGCCAUGUCUGAGGACGAAAAGGCCCACUACCUGGCUCGCAACAGUGAAGGUGGUAACAAGCGAAUGGAUUUUAGGUUUGCCUACUGA
Messenger RNA from Pyricularia grisea, 579 nucleotides. RefSeq lists its product as uncharacterized. The coding region runs from base 1 to 579 and encodes 192 amino acids. The transcript is spliced from 4 exons. The record is from RefSeq and is a predicted model, not a curated record. NCBI's taxonomy places the organism in Eukaryota, Fungi, Ascomycota, Sordariomycetes, Magnaporthales, Pyriculariaceae.